This is a messenger RNA of Neolamprologus brichardi, 3813 nucleotides long. RefSeq names its product PMS1 homolog 2, mismatch repair system component (gene pms2). Gene Ontology annotation, cellular component: MutLalpha complex. Gene Ontology annotation, molecular function: ATP binding; ATP hydrolysis activity; mismatched DNA binding. Lineage: Eukaryota; Metazoa; Chordata; Actinopteri; Cichliformes; Cichlidae. The record is from RefSeq and is a predicted model, not a curated record. Gene Ontology annotation, biological process: mismatch repair.
GACUUCGUCGUCCUCUUCAGUCGCCAAGUUUAGCAGGCUAACGAUACUGUCUGCCUCCUGCCUCCGGCUGAAUUUAGGGUUAUACCGAAGCAAAAGGCCGCUGCUGCCAGAACAUUCCUCCGACUGCGCGAGUCCGUUGUCGGACGGUGAGCUGUACAUUUUAGUAUGGGAAAUAACGAUGACAUGACAAAAUAAAACGCUUAAUUCACCACGCUGCCCGAUAAAAAAUAAAAAUAAAAAAGCUGUCCCAUGUCUGCAAUGAGAUGAGUCAAACUCUACGUUAAAUCCCAGUUUGUGAAAAUGUACAACGGCAGAAAAGUCCGAAAAGCUGUAUGAAAAAUGCCAUAAGGUUCACCAUGUUAAUGGAUAGCCAUGUUUUGCGUUCCCCAGCCUUACAGGGACCAUCUGACAAUAUGCGUAUUAAGCCAAAAGGUUAACUUAUUUAUUCUAUUUAAUCUAUGUUUUUGUAAAAUAAAAUAAAAAAUUAAAGUAAAAUUAACAUAAGCGCAUUUGAAAAAUAUGAAACUAAAAAGUCAAGACACUGAGGUUGUCCCUGUAGUUAAAAAGUCGUCUUUUCGUUUUUAAAAACUGGAUAAUUGCACAUUCACCCUGACACGUCACGGAGUCGAUUUGGUGAUGAAAUAAUAUUAAGCUUUAGGCAACAGCUUUGAAAAUACUUGCUCUAACAGUGCCAUUUAUUUUACUUUUUCGCUACUAUUGUAUUUAUUUUUGAGGCUGUGUUCUUACACACUCAUUAUAUUACUGUUUUGCUGCUUUUAAUAGGAAGCUGCGCUGUUCCGCGCACACGUGACGCUCGCGAGCAAUCUGCGCAGUUCGCGCGGGACUUGCUUUAGGUUUGUGUUUACAGCAUGGUGUCGGGUAGUGGAUGUACUGGCAAGCAGUGGCAAUGAUACUAUUUGACAGAAGGGACGGCAGGGACUAACUAUUCAGUGUUUUACAGAAAAAACUAAUUUAAACUCUCACGUCACUCCACUCUUAGAGGAUGUCUGAUGCAUGCUCUGAACCUGCCGGGGCCAUCAGAGCUAUUGAUAAGCACUCGGUGCAUCAGAUUUGCUCAGGACAGGUGGUGCUGACUUUGGCCACUGCUGUCAAAGAGUUGGUGGAGAAUAGCAUUGAUGCAGGAGCCACCAACAUUGAUGUCAAGCUGAAGGAGAGUGGAGCUGAACAAGUGGAGGUGGCAGACAAUGGCAAAGGUGUUGAGGAGGCCAACUUUGAAGGACUGACACUGAAGCACCACACAUCAAAGCUGAGGGAUUUCUCUGACCUCAUCCACGUGGAAACAUUUGGGUUCAGAGGUGAAGCCCUGAGCUCUUUAUGUGCUCUGAGUGACUUAAGUGUCAUUACCUGCCACGAGUCCAGCCAGGUGGGGACAAAGUUGGUUUUUGACCACAAAGGCCACCUAGUGCAGAAGACCCCUCAUCCUCGGCAACAGGGCACCACGGUCAGCCUGCAGCAGCUCUUUUCCACCCUGCCUGUUCGACACAAGGAGUUUCAACGCAAUAUUAAGAAGGAGUAUGCCAAAAUGAUACAUGUGCUGCAGUCCUACUGUAUCAUUUCUACAGGAGUGCGCAUUACCUGCUCCAACCAAAAUGGGCAGGGAAAGCGCAGCACAGUCCUCAGCACUAGUGGCAGCCAAAGUAUGAGAGACAACAUUGGAGCCAUAUUUGGACCAAAGCAGCUGCAGAGUCUUCUACCUUUCCAGCAAGUUUCUCCCACUGAAAAUGUUGUUGAAGAAUAUGGACUCAAGGAUGCAGAUCUACCCAAACAGCUUUUCUCGAUCACAGGUUUUGUGUCUCAAGGUGACCACGGUGUUGGGAGAAGCACCACAGACAGGCAGUUCUUUUUCAUUAACAAUCGGCCUUGUGACCCCCUGAAGGUGACCAAACUCGUAAACGAAGUGUAUCACAUGUACAACAGACAUCAGUAUCCAUUUGUUGCCUUGAACGUAGCUGUCGCUUCAGAGUGUGUGGAUGUGAAUGUAACCCCGGACAAGCGACAGAUUUUCCUUCAGGAGGAGAAACUCCUGUUGGCUAUUCUGAAGACCUCUCUCAUCGCCAUGUAUGAGGGUGGAGUCAAUAAGAUAAGCCUGAACUAUACACCUGCACCCAGCACCAAUGCAACAUCAACAUCUGAACCUUGCCGAACUGUCUUGUCUAACGAGAACAAGGCAGAACGUGAGGAGGACACAGAAUCUAUUAUUCUGAGCCCAAAGUCAUCCCUGAAUCUGGCCGGCCUAAAAGCUGCUUUUUCAAGUCAUUACAGUUCCAGUUCUGGGAAGUCGAGUAAGGAAAAAGCUUCCGGCAGUGGCACAACACAGAAAACACUGCAGUCUUUUUUUAAGGAUCCUGUAAAAACUUCUUCCUGCAACUCAAGUUUAAAAUCUCCAUUAAAAUACACAAGACAGCUGGAUAAAUGCUCGUCGGCAGGGAAGUCGGUGCUAGAUGGGUUUAGGUACCGAAUGAUGUCCUGCGAGGACACUGAUUCUCAAAAAGACAGUGCUGGGUCCAGUUGUAACACAGCUGAAGCAAAACCCGAUAUUCAGUUUUCUGACCUGGAGUCCAGUCCUCCAAAAGUGGACAGAACGAGUGUUAAUAAUGAAACUUUUAAAGAGACAUCAGGCAACAGUCACACUGUUCCCGAAGAUCCAGAGUUAGAGACUGAAGCAUGCACUCCUUAUGAGGACUCUGCUGUCAGCCCAGAGGCCAAGAGGGCCAGGAAAGACGAUCCACAUUUUCCUUCAGAAGAAGAAUCCAGCACUUUUUCAAACGCUGGUGAGAAACCUCCCUUGACAGUGGAUGCUCCAGUCUGCCUGCAGAGGAGGACUGUGCAUCUUCAGUUCUCUUUAGCAGAGCUUGCAAAGAAGACGAGGAAGUUACAGGACCAGCAGAAACAAAGGGCUGGGGAAGAGUUGCUGUACAGACGCUUCAGAGCCAAGAUCAAUCCAGGAGAAAACCAGAGUGCAGAAGAAGAGCUCAAGAAGGAGAUCAGUAAAGAAAUGUUUAAAGAAAUGGAGAUCAUCGGUCAGUUUAACCUGGGCUUCAUUAUCACAAAACUCAAGUCAGACCUUUUCAUGAUUGACCAGCAUGCCACAGAUGAGAAGUACAACUUUGAGAUGCUACAGCAGCACACCGUACUCCAAGGGCAGAAGCUCAUUGUCCCACAAAAACUUCACCUCACUGCAGUCAGUGAGAACGUACUCAUAGAGAACAUCAAGAUUUUCAGGAACAAUGGCUUUGAAUUUCUGAUUGAUGAGGACGCUCAGGUGAUGGAGAGAGUGAAGUUGGUCUCACUGCCCACCAGUAAAAACUGGACAUUCGGUCCAUCAGACAUCGAAGAACUGAUCUUCAUGCUGAGCGACAGUCCAGGGGUUAUGUGUCGACCAUCCAGAGUCAGGCAGAUGUUCGCCUCCAGAGCUUGUCGGAAAUCUGUGAUGAUCGGCACUGCUCUGAGUGUUAAUGAGAUGAAGAAGCUCGUGGUUCACAUGGGGGAGAUCGAGCAUCCAUGGAACUGUCCUCACGGCAGGCCAACUAUGAGGCACCUCGCUAACCUGGACGUCAUCUCACAAUACUGAGUCUGCAAAGGAAGAAACUGUUGGAGUAACUGAUUUAAGAUAACUCAAAUGUGUCCUCACUCCAGAUUACUUCUGUCAAACCACUCUUACGGUUUAUUGUAGAGUUAAAUGGUUUGUUAUUGAUUUAAUGUCAUGUUUAGUUGUGUUUAGAUUUUAAAAAUGUAUAUUACAUAUUAUAUUUUUUUAUUUUAGCAUACACUACACAGAACAAUAAAAAAAGA